Molecule: messenger RNA, 225 nt
Organism: Protopolystoma xenopodis
Lineage: Eukaryota; Metazoa; Platyhelminthes; Monogenea; Polystomatidea; Polystomatidae
Source: the annotation of a GenBank genome assembly
AUGCUUGUUGCCAGCUCACCAGUCUCAUGUGGUAACUGCACAACGGAAGUGUAUCAAGUGAUUGGCCAUCCGGUCGUUCUGACUCUAGCCCAGCAACGCUGCAAAGAUGGACUGAAGUCUAGAUCAAUUGGCAUGGCUCCAACUGCUUUCAGACCGGUUAUGGGUUUCCCAUCCCUGGGUCUGCAACAGAAAGAGUUUAUUGGACCACAAAAUGAGGCAAUCUGA